Messenger RNA from Cuscuta campestris, 551 nucleotides. The record is from the annotation of a GenBank genome assembly. Lineage: Eukaryota; Viridiplantae; Streptophyta; Magnoliopsida; Solanales; Convolvulaceae.
CAUUAAGUUUGGUGAAUUGGAGCAAAACUGCAUAGCUAUGCAAGAGUCGAUCCAUUAAGAGGUCUUAAAUAUGACACCAGACGAGAUCUACAUCUCUACACUCGGUGGAUAUGAUGCUAAGAAUUGUGUUCACAAUGUUGCAAAUCUUGCACGGAGCCUCCUACAAAUGCACUCACAAACAUCUAUUGCUCGACUAGUCCACGUUGAGAAAACCGAAAGCUUGUUCUCUGCACGAAUGGCUUCACCGACGGAUCCCAAGAUCCAAACUGAGCAGAAAGUGGUAAGGACUCAAAGGAAGCCCCCAUUUAUGAUGCUGCUCCCUUUGGUCUACGCUCCCGUUCUUCCUCUUAUUCGAAUUUCGUUGCGGCACAACCCUGUUGUGAGGGAUAGGCUGUUCUAUGGCGUUCUCGCUGGUGCAUUUGCUCAUGGACUCUACUUAAUAUCAGAGCUCUAUGAUGUUGAGAGCAAGUGAUGCUUUGAAGCCUGUGCCCAGAGGAUUUGAUUUCUUGGUAGCCUCCUCAUUUUGAAAAAUUAGUGUUGUUAUUAUUAUU